Peronospora matthiolae is the source of this 192-nucleotide messenger RNA. Lineage: Eukaryota; Oomycota; Peronosporomycetes; Peronosporales; Peronosporaceae. The record is from the annotation of a GenBank genome assembly.
AUGCAGCAAGAGUUGAAUCCACGCUAUGCUCUAUAUAAUAAGGACCGCGUGAACUUGGUGCUGGAGCUUGCAAAGUGUGGCAAAACACCGGACGAGAUCGAGGAGAUCUUGACAAGAUUGUUUGACAAUCUAGCCGCCACAACAACUUCGGGCUCGGCUGUCGCUGUUUCAGUUACAAAGCAGUCGACAUGA